AUGCCUAAUGAAUACAACCAAAAUGGGAAGGGUCUAGAGCAGCAGUUUGCUGGUCUGGACAUCAACUCUGGACGUCCAGGUGGAAGAGGUCAAGGUAAUUGGGGUGUACAACAAUACCCAGGACAUAACAAUGCCUACCGCCCAAACAACAGAUAUCCAGGGCCUGAACAGAUGAUCUUUUUACAAGGAGGUCCUCCACAAAAUGUUCAGCGCUAUGUGCCUCCACAUAUGAGAAGUAGUGGUGGUCCUCCUCAACAACCACCAAUGUUUAACCAAGCUCCACCAGACACUCGUGGUGGUGGAUGGGGUGGGAAUGAUCCUGCGACAGGUGGGGGUUAUCCCGGUGGAUAUCAACCUAGAGGAGGCUAUUCUGGUGGAUAUAAUUCUGGACCAC
This is a messenger RNA of Lottia gigantea (owl limpet), 394 nucleotides long. RefSeq lists its product as hypothetical. NCBI's taxonomy places the organism in Eukaryota, Metazoa, Mollusca, Gastropoda, Lottiidae. The transcript is spliced from 5 exons. The record is from RefSeq and is a predicted model, not a curated record. The annotation marks the transcript as partial.